ACACAGGUACAGAUAGCUCCAGUUGUUUAAUCUUUUGGACAACUUGCUUCAACACUUUUGGCCUUUUAUCACAAAUUCAUAUUUCACAAUUGCUUUCCACCCAGCGAAAGCAUUGUUCAUAUCUUUUCAUGAUCUGGAAAUUCAUGUAGCUCUAUGAUUUAAUUCAAUUCCUACUGAUACCCUUCUUUGCCGUUGUUGACAUCAAUCAUCUUCCCAAAAGGCGGCGUGCCAAGGGGACCAAUAUGGUCGGUGCCGGUAGCAGCCCGCCGUCCUUAAGAUGGACAACUUUAUUAUAUUUUCUUGUCCUUCUAUGUGCUCUUAUUACCCCAGGAGUUUCGGUCAAGGAAAAUGAUUUCAAGAGAUGUAGCCAGUCGGGCUUCUGCAAGAGGAAUAGAGCAUACGCCGAUAAUGCCAUUGCCCUAGGGUCCGAGUGGCAAGCACCUUACAAGAUUCCUUCCGAGCAAGCCUCAUUUAAGGAUGGACAAUUCAAAGCCACCAUCUCCAAAGCCAUUGACGAACAAGGAAACACUGUCCGACUACCUCUUACUAUAUCUUUCCUGAAGUCGGGCACAGCCCGUGUCACCGUUGACGAGGAGAAGAGACGAGAGAAGGAUAUUGAGCUUCGACAUAACAGCAAAGCUAGAAAGGAGCGAUAUAAUGAAGCUGAGAAGUGGACAAUUGUCGGUGGAUUAGAUAUCGACACGAAUGCUCAGGUGGCUCAUGAAAGCAAGACUGGGAUAAAGAUUAAGUAUGGUCCAGAAUUGGCAUUCGAAGCCGAUAUUACCUACGAGCCAUACUCGAUAGAAUUCAAACGGGAUGGUGUUACUCAGAUCAAGCUCAAUGAUCGUGGCUUGAUGAACUUGGAGCAUUGGCGGCCGAAGGUUGAAAAACCAGUAGCCGAGAAGAAGGAGGGUGAAGAAGGGCAGGAAGAGAAGAAAGAUGAGACACCUGAAGUAAAUCCUGCGGAAAACGAGAGUACCUGGUGGGAAGAAACAUUCGGUGGUAACACGGACUCCAAGCCUCGUGGCCCCGAGAGCGUUGCUCUGGAUAUCACCUUUGUCGGUUACGAACACGUUUAUGGAAUUCCAGAACACGCAGGCCCCCUUUCCUUGAAGGAGACCCGCGGCGGCGACGGCAACUAUGAACAGCCCUACAGACUAUACAAUUCUGAUGUUUUUGAGUAUGUACUCGAUAGCCCAAUGACUCUGUACGGCGCAAUCCCCUUCAUGCAAGCGCAACGAAAGGAUUCAACCGUCGGUGUUUUCUGGCUCAACGCUGCCGAAACCUGGAUUGAUAUCACCAAAGACAAAGAAUCCAAGAACCCCUUGGCUCUUGGAGUCGGAGCCAAAACCAACACCCACACUCAUUGGAUGUCUGAGGCUGGUCUGAUGGAUGUCUUCGUCUUCCUCGGCCCCACCCCUCGCGAUGUCACUAAAAACUACGCGGAGCUCACAGGAACUACUGCUUUGCCUCAGGAAUUUUCCCUGGGGUACCAUCAGUGCCGGUGGAACUAUGUCUCGGAUGAUGAUGUUAAGGAGGUCGACCGUAAGAUGGACCGUUAUAACAUCCCGUAUGAUGUCAUUUGGCUAGACAUUGAGUACACUGAUGAUAAGAAAUACUUUACUUGGGAUGGAGACAUGUUCAAGGAUCCGAUUGCCAUGGGUAAACAUCUGGAUGCCCACGGAAGAAAACUGGUUGUCAUUAUCGACCCGCACAUCAAAAAUGCAGGAGGUUAUCAUGUUUCUGACGAGCUCAAGUCUAAAGAUCUAGCCGUCAGAAAUAAGGAUGGUAACAUCUUCGAUGGUUGGUGCUGGCCGGGAUCUUCUCAUUGGAUUGAUGCCUUCAAUUCGGCUGCCAUCCAGUGGUGGUCAUCCCUUUUCAACUAUGACAAGUUUAAAGGCACCAUGGAAAAUACCUUUAUUUGGAAUGACAUGAACGAGCCCUCCGUUUUCAACGGACCAGAAGUCACCAUGCCGAAGGACAAUCUCCAUUAUGAAGAUUGGGAGCAUCGAGAUGUUCAUAACAUAAACGGGAUGACGUUCCAUAACGCAACUUACGAAGCUAUGCUUUCUCGAAAGAAAGGCGAGCUACGACGCCCAUUCGUACUUACUAGGUCAUUUUUCGCUGGCUCGCAACGUCUUGGUGCGAUGUGGACCGGUGAUAAUCAAGCUAGCUGGGAGCAUCUAGGAGCAGCCAUCCCCAUGAUUCUCGCUCAGGGAAUUUCGGGCUUCCCUUUCGCAGGUGCGGAUGUCGGCGGUUUCUUUGGUAAUCCCGAAUUGGAGCUGCAAAGUCGUUGGUACCAAGCCGGCGCUUUCUAUCCAUUCUUCAGGGGUCACGCACAUAUUGAUGCCCGUCGUCGAGAACCUUUCCUACUCGCAGAGCCGCACCGGUCUAUCAUCACAUCGGCCUUACGCCUUCGAUACAGCUUACUUCCAGCAUGGUACACGGCGUUUUACCAUGCCAACAGAGAUGGCAGUCCUAUCAUACGGCCAUUAUACUGGACACACCCCAGCGAGGAAGGCGGGUUUGACAUUGAUGACCAAUUCUUUGUGGGAUCAACUGGGCUUCUUGUUAAGCCAGUUGUGCAGAAGGACAAAACCACAGUGGAUAUAUUUAUCCCUGACGAUGAAGUUUACUAUGAUUACUUCAGUUACAAGAAGCUUCCCACAGCCAAGGGUAAGCAGGUGACAGUUGAAGCACCGAUCGAAACCAUCCCAGUAUUAAUGCGCGGCGGACACAUCAUCCCCAGACGUGAUACGCCCCGUCGCUCUGCUCAGCUCAUGAAAUUUGACGACUAUACCCUCGUCGUAGCAGUUGGCAAGAAGGGCCAAGCUGAAGGAGAGCUUUAUGUGGAUGAUGGUGACUCUUUCGAUUACGAAAAGGGUCAAUAUAUCCACCGCACGUUCAAGCUGGAGGGGUCGACACUUACUUCUACCGACGCGGAGGGCCGAGAUACCAAGAGCAUAGAAGAGGGAGAGUGGCUCAAGCAAAUGCACGGUGUUGCUGUCGAUAAGGUCAUUAUUGUCGGUGCUCCCUCAUCUUGGGCUUCUAAGAAGGAGGUUGUGGUGGAGUCUGAGGGUAAAACCGUCUCGGUGCCGCUCGACUACCACAAGGCAGAUGGUAGCAGAGCUGCUUUUGCGAUUGUGCAACGCGUGGGCGCUAGAAUUGGCGCGGAUUGGACUAUCACUUUUGCCUAGGGGGCUGGGUUUGAUAGCGUUACGAUCAGUUCUUAAAGUGAACCUAAUUGCCUAUAGAUUGUCUGAAGAGUACUUGAACGUCUCAUUACAAAGUAUACCGCAAAAUAUAAGGCCCUAGAAUCAUUUCGCCGGCUAGAAAAUAUUGAGUUUCAGAAGGAAGUCUAUUUAUCCGGUAUUCAAUACGUCGUCGUCGCUAAAAUUUAGUGAAAGCCCUCGACUUCGAUAAUCCUAUGGGGCCGCUAACCUACUAGAUAGGCACUUCCAUUCU
This is a messenger RNA of Hypoxylon fragiforme, 3465 nucleotides long. RefSeq names its product glycoside hydrolase family 31 protein. Lineage: Eukaryota; Fungi; Ascomycota; Sordariomycetes; Xylariales; Hypoxylaceae. Gene Ontology annotation, molecular function: carbohydrate binding; alpha-glucosidase activity. The transcript is spliced from 3 exons. Gene Ontology annotation, biological process: N-glycan processing; carbohydrate metabolic process. The record is from RefSeq and is a predicted model, not a curated record. Gene Ontology annotation, cellular component: glucosidase II complex. The coding region runs from base 243 to 3197 and encodes 984 amino acids.